AUCAACUUAAAAACAAUGGCUUCAACCUUCCGGGAAAGAAGCUGUGCUGUGCCGUGCGGUGCGGUGCCGUCCCUACCCCACCCCCACCAGCAGGAGCAUCCAAGACACCUACCUUCCAGGAGCAGGAGGAAAAUGUCUCGUUUGCUAGGAGUUUUCAAAAACCAAAAACAGGUGACAAGAUGUUUUAGUAGUGCUGCACAGACAGUAACUUUAAUCCCAGGAGAUGGCAUAGGACCGGAGAUUUCUGCUGCUGUUAUGAAGAUUUUUGAUGCUGCUAAAGCCCCUAUUCAGUGGGAAGAGAAAAAUGUUACAGCUAUCCAGGGACCAGGAGGAAAGUGGAUGAUUCCGCCAGAUGCCAAAGAAUCCAUGGAUAAAAACAAGAUGGGACUGAAAGGACCUUUAAAAACUCCAAUAGCUGCUGGUCACCCUUCGAUGAAUCUGCUGUUGCGUAAAACCUUUGAUCUCUAUGCAAAUGUUCGUCCCUGUGUCUCAAUUGAAGGAUACAAAACCCCUUACACUGAUGUAAAUAUUGUCACAAUUCGAGAAAACACGGAGGGAGAAUACAGUGGAAUUGAGCAUGUGAUUGUUGAUGGUGUUGUGCAGAGUAUCAAACUUAUCACAGAAGAAGCAAGCAGACGUAUUGCUGAGUUUGCUUUCGAGUAUGCCAGAAACAAUCAUAGAAGCCAUGUUACUGCAGUGCACAAAGCAAACAUUAUGCGAAUGUCUGAUGGCCUUUUUUUGAGAAAAUGCAGAGAAGCUGCAGAAAACUAUAAAGAUAUUAAAUUUAAUGAAAUGUACCUAGAUACUGUGUGUCUGAAUAUGGUACAGGAUCCAUCACAAUUUGAUGUGCUUGUUAUGCCAAACCUGUAUGGUGACAUACUAAGUGACUUGUGUGCUGGUUUGAUCGGGGGCCUUGGAGUAACACCAAGUGGGAAUAUUGGCGCUAAUGGAAUUGCAAUCUUUGAAUCUGUUCAUGGAACAGCACCAGACAUUGCAGGAAAAGACUUAGCAAAUCCAACUGCCCUUCUUCUGAGUGCUGUGAUGAUGCUUCGGCAUAUGGGACUGCACGAACAAGCUGCAAAAAUUGAGACAGCGUGUUUUGAUACUAUUAAAGCUAGAAAGGUACUAACAAAAGAUUUGGGAGGUAAUGCGAAGUGUUCAGACUACACGGCGGAGAUCUGUCGCAGAGUACAGGAUAUUGACUAAAGUUUCCUCCUCACUGAUGUUGCAGUCACUCCAAAUGGACACAUUACAAGUACAUUAUAUAGUCAUCUGCAAUUCAUAUGCAUUUGGUUUUUCUCGAGAGCAAACUUUUUAGGUGGGCCCAUUUUUAAAAUAAAUUUAGCCCAAAUGGAUACAAAUAACUCCUGUGCUUGCUUUCAGAGGACUUUUCCCAAGUACUUUGUUUUAUUUAUUUAUUACUUGACACUGGUGGAACUUUUUUUAAUAAGUGGAUUCAUUUACUGUAUCACUUGCAAUUGUUUACCAUUUACAUUUCAAUUAAGUAGUUUUACUUCUCACAGGACUUGCUGUAAAUAUCAAGAUGACUGAAUUAGCAUGAUUACAAAAGCACCUUUAAAAAAGCUUAUCUAUUUUAUUGGUCUUGGAACAAAACAGGCUUUUUGGCCUUAAAAAUAGCACAAGAUGACACUUUUUUGUAAACAAAUGGGUACAAACUUAUUAGGAAUGUUGUAUCAAAAGCAAUGAAGAGACACUUUCUGGUGCCAUGAUGUUCCAGAAAAACAAAAAGGCCUCUACAUGGAUGAAUAACGACUUAAAAUCCUACAGACUUUUAAUCCAUUAAAAUAUUUUUUCUGCAAUAAAAAAUCAAGUAAUCAAAACAGGGGUGAGAAACUAGUUAAGUAAAAUUAUCAUACAAAGGUAUGUAUCCAAAUAUUCUUUAGCUCUGAGAGGAAGACUUAUUUAUUUCACAACAGAGCUCUCAAGAGUAGAUAAUAAAAUUCCUUGACUUUCACUCUUUAAUGGGAGGAGAAAAUAUAUAUAUUUUCUGUAGCUUUGUCCCACAGUUUUUCUCUUGUACUUUUGUUUCUGCGUGUUAAUUGGCUGUUUGGAGAUAUUUAACUGUAACUUUCUCAAAUUGUGAAUGUAAUCCGCUAGAUGAGGGAUUACUACAGAAUUUGAAACUGGGUAUUAUCUAGUACAAUGAUCUAUAAUAUGGCUGUGGUGCUUGAUAUUUCUGGAACCUAUCAUCUGACUUCACUGUAUGGAUGAGAGGUUUCCAGGCAUUUCCUCACUGAGUCUAGCAAAGACCAUGAUGUUAAGUCCCCUUCUCAUUUCCAUAUGGUGAUAUCAUGGUCACUUGACAAAUACUGUCCUAAAUGUCUUAGAGUAGCUCCAUCUCUACAACGUUUAACAUACAUAUAAAUCAAAAACUUCCUUGCUGUGGUUCUGAGCUGUACCCCUAACUGUAGUCCAUUUAAUUCUGUCUAUAGGUUCCAUGCCACUGACUUAACUAAUUUCCUCAUUAAUUCUGGUGGUUUCUGAAGCAAAACUGGGCGAGGCAAAACUAAUUGACUUUGCAUUGCAAAAUAAGCAUCCCAGCUUCCCAUGAGGGUACAAAGAUUUUUUUUCUUGUGCAUUCAUAACUGCUUUUGAAUGAUAACUUGGAAUAUGAUGGGACAGACUUGGGAGCAGAGGUUGAUAUGAAUGUGCAUAGUGUGGUUGCUGCUCCCUUGAUUCUUUUGUAUUCCGCUAAGUAAGCAACUGAGUUACUAUUACGCACAAAGUGAGAAAAUAAAGACUUCCCAAAGUCAUA
This is a messenger RNA of Pelodiscus sinensis (Chinese soft-shelled turtle), 2776 nucleotides long. The record is from RefSeq and is a predicted model, not a curated record. Lineage: Eukaryota; Metazoa; Chordata; Testudines; Trionychidae.